AUGGCGGACAGCAAGCGAAACAGUGUCGCUGGAAAGAUUGCGGUUCCCAAGGCCGCUGGGACGCCUACCCCGUCGUCCGCUCCGCCUAUGAUGGACCAACUGGAGGCGUUAGGAAAGAGCAUUGGCGCAAGAAUCAAGAUCACGACAGCUGCACCGCACUCGCAGACCUACGAAGGCACUCUAUUCACUGCUUGUCCCACCCUGAACAUCGUUGCGAUCGACACGCGCAGCAACUCGGCGCAAGGCUCGACCGCCCAGCCUGGAGACUACCAUAUGUUCACUUUAUCAAAGAUUCAAUCAUUCCAGGUGCUUUCAACGGCAGACACUGGCAAUGCGGGGAACAGCAUUGUGACUGCUCCGAUCGCGCCAGUCGAUACGAAGCGCUUGCAGCAGAAAGCACAAGCGCGAAUCGACAAGCUGAAAGAAGCAGAACGCGACCAGGGGAAAGGUGUCAGCAAGGAAGCGCAGGCCAUCUUCGACUCGCUUAAGCGAAUUAAUAUGCCCGUCCGGUGGCACAUGGACCAGAUGAUAGUUCACGAUGCCAUCAUCAUCACUCCGCCCUAUCGUGUCGAGGACUGCAAGGCUCCCAAGGAGAAGCAAGAGGUCCUGAUCAGGGUCAAAAGGGUGCUUGAAGGCGAGCGGAAGAAGCUCAAGGAGAAGGAGGAUCGGGAAAGGAAGGCUGCCACCCCGGUAGGACCGAGGAAGGGAGGCUGA
This is a messenger RNA of Saxophila tyrrhenica, 714 nucleotides long. RefSeq lists its product as uncharacterized. The record is from RefSeq and is a predicted model, not a curated record. The transcript is spliced from 3 exons. Lineage: Eukaryota; Fungi; Ascomycota; Dothideomycetes; Mycosphaerellales; Extremaceae. Bases 1 to 714 code for a protein of 237 amino acids.